Molecule: messenger RNA, 3285 nt
Organism: Aspergillus ochraceoroseus IBT 24754
Lineage: Eukaryota; Fungi; Ascomycota; Eurotiomycetes; Eurotiales; Aspergillaceae
Product: putative phenol monooxygenase
Exons: 7
Coding region: 1-3285 (1094 amino acids)
Biological process (GO): transmembrane transport
Molecular function (GO): FAD binding; transmembrane transporter activity
Source: RefSeq, a predicted model, not a curated record
AUGCCAGUGUUUACCGAGUACACUGCAUCUUCUCGCGAACUGCGUGUUCUCCCUUCUUUUGCCGCGCCGCUUCCCCGUCUUUCCCCCGCCUUUACCCCCACUCAAAACAACAACAACAACAGUAACAACACUACUACUACUACUACUACUACUACUACUACUAACCCCGGCCAACUAGAACAAUAUGAAGUGGUCAUCGUUGGCGCCGGCCCCGCGGGCUUAAUGCUCAAUCUACUACUCGCCCGCUACGGUCUAGAUGACGACUCACUCCUCUGCGUGGAUGCCAAACCGGGAACGCUGAAAUCCGGCCAAGCCGACGGGUUACAGCCGCGGACACUCGAGGUCCUCAAGUCGCUGGGACUCGUGGACGAAAUCCUCAACGAUGGAUGCCACAUGGAGGAAGUAGCGUUUUGGAACCCCUCCGCGAACCCCGACGAAGUGAUUGAGCGGACCUCCACCGUGCCGGAUGUGAGUGUGCCUGCGCGGUACCAGCAUGAGGUGACGAUUCACCAGGGGCGGAUUGAGCGGAUCCUGGAGACGGAUUUGCUGCGGUAUUCGAAGCGCGGGGUGCAGCGGGAUACGAGGCUGGUUUCGGCGAGGGUGGAUGAUGACGAGGAUGAAUUUCCUGUUGUGGCGGAGCUGGAGACAGCCGGGGUGAAGAGGGUGGCGCGCGCAAAGUACCUGGUUGGUGCGGAUGGGGCGCAUUCGGUUGUCAGGCGCGAGAUGGGAUUAUCGUUGGAGGGCGAGUCGAUGGAUCAUAUCUGGGGCGUCGUGGAUUUGGUCGUUGAGACUGAUUUCCCGGAUAUUCGGAGACGCACGGCCAUUCAUUCGCCGGCGGGGUCGGUGAUGAUUAUCCCGCGCGAGCGGAUUGUGACGGGGGAGUACUUGACCAGGUUGUAUGUGCAGGUUCCCCAGGCGGAGAUGGAGCUUGUUGCUGAGCAGGGAGAGGCGGGUGCGAGUGGGAAAGAGGAUGCUAGAGCGCGCAGAGCUCAGGUCACGCUAGAGGGAAUCUUCCAGCAUGCUGCAGAGGCGUUCAAGCCUUAUUAUAUCAAGCCUAAGGAGGGCGGUGCUGUGGACUGGUGGGCGGCCUAUCAGAUUGGGCAGCGCGUGUCGGGGAAGUUCACUGUCCAGGAUUCCAAGGGAAUUAACAGAGUGUUUAUUGUUGGAGAUGCUUGCCAUACACACAGCCCAAAGGCCGGCCAAGGCAUGAACGUAUCCAUGAUGGACUCGUAUAAUCUGGCCUGGAAGUUGGCCUACUCUAUCCACGGCCUCACACCUGGUUUAGCAACGGCUGCAAAGCCUGACCCAGUCCUGGAUACAUAUCACCUAGAACGCCACACAAUUGCCCAGCAGCUCAUCGAAUUUGACCGUGCAUUCUCAUCCAUGUUUUCCGGCAGGAUCGGCUCAGAAAAUGACGGUGCGGACGGUUUAACACAUGAGCAAUUCCUGGAGGUUUUCAACACCGGAAACGGGUUCACGAGUGGCUGUGGUAUUGAAUAUCCUGAAAAUGUGACGGUCGAAAAGACACUCGCAGCAGGUAUCAAUAACCCGAUCCAAGGAACUGACUAUCUACGCGGCAUGCGGAUGGUAAUCGACGCCAUUUACAAGAUGGUACGAACCUCCGCACCCGCCCUAAAAGCCCUGGGGUCCGUUCUACAGCGGUUCCCUGCGUCCAUUAUUGAGCAGGUUGUUAUCCAUCCUCGAUUGUCGAGAGAAUUUACAUGGAAGGACGUGCCUCAUGAGUUGAAACAACACUCAGAAAUGCGGUUCUAUAGUGGGUACGAGAUCGAUGACGUAUAUUCGACUUACGGCGUCGACCACAGCCAUGGGGCUAUAGCUGUCGUGCGACCGGAUGGAUACAUUGGGACAAUUGCAGCGCUGGAUGAUGUAACCUGGACUAGUCCACAUGACCCCGAAAACCCUAAAAAUUGGCCCAUGAGGAAGAAGUGGGUGACUGUUAUCAUGGUUUCCUCGUUCACCUUUAUUUCACCUGUCACCUCCUCUAUGGUUGCGCCCGCUCUGGCUGCGCUCGCGGCGGAUCUGCACAUAACUAGCUCAGUUAUCUCGCAACUUACUCUGUCGAUUUUCGUCCUUGCCUAUGCUGUCGGACCGCUGUUUCUCGGCCCUCUUUCCGAAAUCUACGGCAGAGUGAUCGUUCUCCAGCUCAGCAACUUGUUCUAUCUCGUCUUCAACAUUGCGUGCGGAGUAUCUCGAACCAAGGUCCAGAUGAUCGUUUUUCGAUUCCUAGCUGGUCUCGGUGGUAGUGCACCGCUAGCAAUCGGUGGCGGUGUUCUCUCGGACUGCUUUAUACCCGAGCAACGAGGUAAAAGUAUGGCUAUUUACAGUCUCGCGCCUCUUCUCGGCCCAGCCAUCGGCCCAAUUGCCGGUGGGUUUAUUGCUGAAAACACAACUUGGCGCUGGGUAUUCUACGCCACUUCGAUUGCCGAUGGUGUCAUCCAGGUUGCAGGCUUCUUUUUGCUCAAUGAGACCUAUGGCCCCAAAAUUCUCCGGGACCGUGCCAAGAAAAUCCGCGCGGAAACCAACGAUCCCGCCUACCAAACCGAAAUCGAAAGACAGGGCAAACCACUGUCAGAAGUGCUCCGUACCGCUCUCGUCCGUCCCUUUCGCCUCCUCGGCACACAGCCCAUUGUGCAGGCUCUCGCGCUUUACCUCGCCUACACCUACGGUCUCAUGUAUCUGGUGCUCUCGACCUUUCCCACUCUCUGGACCAGCCCUGAUUACUACAACGAAUCCACCGGCAUCGGCGGCCUAAACUACAUCGCAAUCGGACUGGGCUUCUGGGGCGGAUCCCAGAUCUGUGCCCCGCUGAACGACCGCAUCUACCGCCGUCUCAAAGCUCGCAACAACGGUGUCGGGAGGCCCGAGUUCCGGGUGCCGCUGCUCGUUGUCGCUGCAUUUAUGACACCCGCGGGGCUCUUCAUCUACGGCUGGACAGCACAGAAACACACGCACUGGAUCGGCCCCGAUAUCGGCGCCUUCCUGUUCGGCAUGGGCACCAUCGUUGCCUUCCAAUGCGCACAGACCUACAUGGUUGACGCGUAUACGCGAUUCGCCGCGAGCGCGCUCGCCGCCUCCGCCUGCAUGCGUUCCUUGGCAGGAUUUGGAUUCCCGCUUUUCGCGCCGUAUAUGUACGACGCCCUUCACUACGGGUGGGGGAAUAGUUUGCUCGGGUUUGUUGCUCUUGGGAUAGGGAGUCUCGCGCCGAUCUUCCUCUGGAAAUAUGGCGAGGUGUUGCGGAAGAAGAGUCCGUAUGCGGCCGGUUAA